Colias croceus (clouded yellow) is the source of this 2184-nucleotide messenger RNA. It is a transcript of the gene Bx, whose product is annotated as LIM domain only protein 3. Bases 218 to 964 code for a protein of 248 amino acids. The transcript is spliced from 6 exons. Gene Ontology annotation, cellular component: nucleus. Lineage: Eukaryota; Metazoa; Arthropoda; Insecta; Lepidoptera; Pieridae. The record is from RefSeq and is a predicted model, not a curated record. Gene Ontology annotation, molecular function: transcription coactivator activity; DNA-binding transcription factor binding. Gene Ontology annotation, biological process: positive regulation of transcription by RNA polymerase II.
UGGCAGCGAGCGCACGUUUCGCGACUCGGGCGAAUUGUACUAAGACGAUCGCGAAAAAACUUUUCAGUGCAGUGUCGAACGAUCCUUGUAAGCACUCGAAUAUGAACAAGAUUCUCUCGUGCUGUGAAUUUAACUAAGUGAAAAGAGACUGAUCGGCGGCUGGAGUGUUCUGAAGAGGCUAAUUAAGAGCUAGGCUAAUUGGCGGGGCCGGCGUUUCAUGAAGUCCGAAAGGCGGACGCCGCAGCAGUCGAGCGGCGGCAGUCCAUCGCUGGGCAACCAGAUAUACGCCAUGGACGUGACGAAGGAAGCCCGCGCGUCGCCCCUGCCCACGGCGCAGUCGGGCAGCGGGGCUUCGGCUCAACCACCGCAGCCUCAGAUCUGUGCGGGAUGCAGUAAGGUGAUAACAGAGAGAUAUCUGCUGAAGGCUCUGGAUCAGCUGUGGCACGAGGAUUGCCUCAAAUGUGGAUGCUGCGACUGUAGGCUUGGGGAAGUCGGUCACACUCUUUACACUCGUGCCAACCUAAUUUUGUGCAAACGGGAUUAUUUAAGGCUAUUCGGCAACACGGGUUAUUGUGCUGCGUGCAAUAAAGUGAUCCCUGCUUUCGAGAUGGUGAUGCGUGCGCGCAGCAAUGUCUAUCAUCUGGAAUGCUUUGCUUGUCAACAAUGCAAUCACAGAUUUUGCGUGGGUGACAGAUUCUACCUCUGCGAGAAUAAAAUCCUUUGCGAAUACGACUAUGAAGAGAGGUUAGUGUUCGCAAACAUGGCCUAUAACCCGCCGCCGCUGGCGCAUCUCAAGCGACAGACUACACACUUGCCUCCACCACCGACAAGCAGUGCAAUGAGUGGACUGAUGAACGGGUCCAGUCGUUCUGGUGAUCUUAACAACAACAUGUCGGGGUCGUCUCCGGCCCCCUUCGCUGCUCCCCCGCACCUCAAGCCCCUGGGGCUCUCUGCGUCCAGCUGAGAUUAUCGAGUGUGAGGCUUACCCAUGUAUGCCAAGUAUCAACCGUAAUUCUGCACUUCACUUCGGAAGCUGCAGUGCAUACUAAAUAAACUCUUGUGCCGUAAAGUCUGUGUAGUGACAUACUCGCGUUUUACGCACUUAUCGAAACUUUCGUGUUAUAGAACAAAGAGCAAAAUGCCAAAACUUAUAUUCAUUUUUAAUUCGCCAAUAUAUUAUAUUAGAUAGAUUAUUGGUUAUAUUGAAAUGUAUUUAGUCUGUUUGUUAAGGUGAUCUCAUAAGGCAAUUGUAUUAGAAUAAAAUAAAUGUUACAUGUAAAGUGUAGAUGAACAGCGGGUGAAAGACUAUGUUACUUAUUAAAACUAUAUGUGUAAAUUUUCUACUAAAGUAAUCCAUACAAUUUGUAAUUAAUAAGGCAGUUAAGCUUGGGUUUUCGUAAAUAGGGUGCCCUUAUACCUCAAUGUUAAUAUUCUAUAGACCGCAUUAUAGGGUCAAAUCAUACCAUCAAAUCAUUGUUUACUAAAUCACUAACUUAUAGUGCAAAGACACAGUUACGAUGGCACAAUUUAGAAAACCUUAGCUUUAUAUAUUAUACAUUUUAUUCUCUGCUGUUUUUAAAGUAUCAGGAUUGUGAACAUCAGUUUCAACUUUCCCCAGGAUAGAGAAAAAUCCUAGUAUUGAAGGAAUUUUCAUUUUUUUGCGCUAAGACCGCCAUAAAUACGAAUAGUUUUCCCUAUACUAAUGCCAUCAACAUGAAUUUGUUAUUUUUGUUUAUAUUUUUUUUAUUUUUGGCCUGGCCAUAUAAUAAAAUUUAUUUUAUGCCUUACCCGCUAGCAACAUUGUUAUUUUUUGUAAUUAUAAUUGUAUAAUAACUGUUAAGUUUACUAAACAUUGUUAUAAUGUUUGUAUUAUUUAUGUAAAUAAUAUUCCUAUGCUAAGUAGAUUAUUGUAAUUUAUAAUAAUGAAUUGGUGUAUAAUAUGUAAUAUUAAAUCAUAGAAAAAUGGUACAUGUUGAUAAAAUUUAAAAUUCAUAAUUAUUCUAAAUAGUUCAAAUUAGUUACUUAGCGAUAUUUCCGCAUUUAAUUAGGUGAAUAUAAUGCAUUCCCAAUUAAAUAAGAGAUGUUACUAUCUUGUGUGAAUACACAUUGUGUAUAUGAACAUGUCAGGCUCCUAACCAAUGAUAUGACCAAAGACGUAGAUGAAUAAAAAUUUUGUUCAAACUA